AUGAUCCCCCUCCCCACAAUCCAAGCCUCCAACCGCGGGAUCCCCACCCACCCGUCCAUCCCCCGCAACCCGAUCGCCCUCUUCGUCGGCGCAACCAGCGGCAUCGGCGAAGCGACCGUCAAGCAAUUCGCCCAGCACACCCAGACCCUGCGGCCGCGGGUGUAUCUCAUCGGCCGCAACGCCGCCGCCGGCCACCGCAUCGCCCACGAAUGCGAAUUCCUCAACCCGACCGGAAGGUUCAUGUUCGUGCAGGCCGACGUCAGCCUGCUCUCCGCGGUCGACGAGCUCAGUCUCAGGCUGCUGCGCGACGAGCCCUACCUGAACCUCCUGUUUCUGAGCCCCGGCACGACAGCCGGGAAAGCUGAAACCCCAGAGAACCUCCGCACCCUAGCCUCCCUCCUCUACUACGCCCGCCUCCGCUUCACCCUCAACCUCCUCCCGCUCCUCCAAGCCACACCCCCCGGCCACCUCCGCCGGGUGAUCUCCGUCCUCUCCGGCGGUCACGAAGGCCCGAUCCUCGACGCCGCCGACCCGGACGGCCGCAGCCUUGCGAUGCGCGCCUUCCGGGGCCAGGUCACCUCGAUGACGACGCUGGCGAUGGAGGCUCUGGCUGACCGGGCGCCGACCGUCGCGUUCGUCGAUGAGUACCCCGGGACGGUGCGGUCGGGGCUCUUCCGGGAGGCGGAUAGCUGGUACGGGUGGGUGGUGUGGAUGAUUUUGUUGGUGAUUGGAAGGUGGGUGUAUAUCCCCGCCGUGGAGAGUGGGGAGCGCCAUGUUUUCUUGGCGACGAGUGGGCGGUUCCGGGCCCGGGAGGGUGAAUUCAAUGGACAGAAUGGGGAGGGUGGGGUGAUUGUUGGGGGGAUGGAGGUUGCGAGGGGGACGGAUGGGAGGGUGGGCUCGGGGGUGUAUUCUGUGAAUUGGGAUGGGGAGGUGGCCGGGGAGAGGGUGGGGGAGGUGCUGGAGGGGUUGAGGAGGGACGGGAUGAAGGAGGUGGUGUGGAGGGUGUUGGAGAGUGUGUUUGUUCGGGUUACGGGCAGGGUGAAGGUUGAGAUUUGA
Messenger RNA from Aspergillus fijiensis CBS 313.89, 1056 nucleotides. Its product is annotated as NAD(P)-binding protein. Lineage: Eukaryota; Fungi; Ascomycota; Eurotiomycetes; Eurotiales; Aspergillaceae. The transcript has 2 exons. The record is from RefSeq and is a predicted model, not a curated record. The coding region runs from base 1 to 1056 and encodes 351 amino acids. Gene Ontology annotation, biological process: secondary metabolic process.